AGAUAUGAAAGCUCUCGGGUGGAUCUGGUGAUUUUCACUGAAUCACUGGCCCUUUGGCGACUGCUGGACGCACCUCUGCCAUUAUUUCUGAGGUUUACACGGAGAGGUCUUCUCACUGGACUUCACUUCGAGACUUGGAAAGGGAUUUUAUACUGAGGAGAGGAGUCUCUCGUCAGGCUCCUCUUAAGGAAUACAGAUUGUUGCUGUUCAUUGUCUGCCCGGGGGAAACUCUGCUCACUUUUUUAUAUGGCAAAGUUUCUUGCCGAACUGCUGGGAUGCACUCUGCCGGAGAAGGGCACCGCUUCUCUGUUCGAGUCCAGAAGCCAGCCCCACAUGGGUCUCAGACUUGUUUCCAAGCAGCGGCCCACAAUCUUUGGCACAUUGACCAAUGAAAGACCAGCAUUUGAUCACAGAACGCGCAACAUGCCGCAAACACCACCGUUUCCGGCCACGUUUGGCAGCACCGGAUUUAACAACAAUGUCUACCAAACAAAGGAAGACGGUUAUGGUGGCCUGUAUUACCAUGACAACAACCUUGUGUCAGGGUCUCUGGAAGCACUCAUUCAACACCUAGUGCCCAAUGUGGAUUACUACCCUGAUAGGACAUACAUUUUCACCUUCCUGCUCAGUUCCCGCCUCUUCCUGCAUCCGUAUGAGCUCAUGUCAAGAGUGUGCCACCUGUGCGUGGAGCACCAGAGACUCAGCGACCCCCAGGCUGACAAGAUCAGACUGCGGAAGAUCGCCCCAAAGAUGGUGCAGCUGCUGAGCGAGUGGUCGGAGACGUUCCCCUAUGACUUCAGGGAUGAGCGCAUGAUGCGCAGUCUGAAGGAGCUCACCCAUCGCAUCGCGUGUGGAGAUGAGCUUUAUCGGAAGGCCUUCCACCAGAUGACUCAGGCCCUGAUCCGCAAGCUGACCACGCUCAGCCAGUACGAGGAGGUGCUGGCGAAGCUGAACGCCACCGCGACGGACAGGAUGGCUGUGCUGAAGGCCAAGCCUCUGUCCAUCCAGAGGGACAUCCUGUCCAUCUGCAAUGACCCAUUCGCUCUGGCCCAGCAGCUCACACACAUAGAGCUGGAGCGACUAAGUUACAUUGGCCCUGAGGAAUUUAUCCAAGCUUUUGUUCAGAAAGACCCUCUGGAUAAUGAUAAGAGUUGCUUCAGCGAUCGCAAGAAGGCAAGCAACCUGCAGUCGUACGUGGAGUGGUUCAACAGGCUCAGCUAUCUGGUGGCCACGGAGAUCUGCAUGCCCGUGAAGAAGAAGCAGAGAGCGCGGGUCAUCGAGUUCCUCAUAGAUGUGGCACGGGAAUGCUUCAACAUCGGAAACUUCAAUUCCAUGAUGGCCAUUAUUUCUGGUAUGAACAUGAGUCCCGUGUCCAGACUGAGGAAGACCUGGGGCAAGGUCAAGACGGCCAAGUUUGACAUCCUGGAGCACCAAAUGGACCCGUCCAGCAAUUUCUACAAUUACCGCACGGCGCUGCGCGGCGCCACGCAAAGAGCCAUAACCGCCAACAGCACCAGAGAGAAGAUUGUCAUCCCAUUCUUCAGCCUAUUGAUCAAGGAUAUUUAUUUCCUCAAUGAAGGAUAUGCCAACAGGCUACCCAAUGGACUUGUUAAUUUUGAAAAAUUCUGGGAACUGGCCAAGCAGGUGGGGGAGUUCAUGGCCUGGAAGCAGGUGGAGUGUCCCUUUGAGAGGGACCGCAAGGUCCUGCAGUACCUCCUCACUGCGCCUGUCUUCAGCGAGGACGCCCUGUUCAUGGCCUCCUAUGAGAGCGAAGGACCGGAGAACAAUAUGGAGAAGGACAGCUGGAAGUCUCUUAGGUCUACUCUGCUAAGUAGAGUAUAAAUGGUGAAGACCCUUCGGGAGAUGAGUCACGUGACUCACUGUGUCUGAGAAAUGAAAUGUAUCCCAAUAUUGAGGGACUGACAAUCCAACCUGCUGAAGAUGGCCAUGGAGUUCCACAGCAACACACGUCAAGUAUUGCAACUUUGCUGCUCAAACUGGACAUUUCAGGAAGGAUUUCAGUCUCUUUGUGAUUUUUUAAAAUCUCUUUGAUUGACAAAGAGAACAGUGAAGAAAGCGUUGCCCCUGCUUUGUACACCCAUCAGAGGAACAGACAGAUUACCUGACAAAGCCGAGCCUGCUCCAUACAGCAUUAGGGGACCUAAUGCAGAUGCUUUCCUUCACUUUUUGAAAAUGUGUCUUCUCUCCGUGGUGUGAAGUGGGCUGCUGGUUGGCUCACUCAUGACAGACACGUUGGAAAGCGUCUUUCAAAGCCAGCAUUGUGUGCGCUUAGGACAGAGCACUAACUGCAUCGAUGACUUACCUGGAGAGUCAAAAUGUCUCAGCCAAUAUUUUAGAUUUAUCAUGGACAUCAAAUAUUUUUUGUAAAUAUGAGAACUGUGUUAUUCUAAGCUAAUAUGGUCAGUCACCUUUUCCGGUGAGAUUUAGAAACAUGUUAAAUGCAUAUUUAACAGCAGUUGAUGUCAUUUUGUUUUGUGCUACACAAAGCCUUGUAAUACACUAAAACCUUAAUGCAGACCUCCCUUACCGUAUGAUGUAUGGGGUAUUAGCCUUUAAUGUUAAUGGACAGUAGGCUAUGUAUAAAGUUACAGUGUCCCCAGUUUAGGAUGCUAUGCCCAAGCCACUUUGUGGGAUCAAACGCAAAGUUGCAAUUUGUGCGCAUGGGGGGCAAAUGGAAUUGCCCCCUCUCCCAAACUCAACCCCAUUGCGGCCCCUCUCCCCUAGGCAGGACUGUAACCUAAAGUUGUGUGGGAUUAAGUGGGUGAUGAGUGUUCAUAGAAUGAGUAAAGCGAGUUUGGGUGUGUGUGUGUGUGUGCAUGUAUGUAGAUAAUAUUGUUGAAUGCAAGUAAAGGAGGGUGGAGGCUGUAUUCAGUGCUUUGUAACAUAUGGCACCAUCAUGGAAAACCUCCACACAAAUGAUUUGAAAGUUUAAGGAAAUGCUGGAAAGGUUUUGUUUUGAUUCGUACGUUUGUGAGUUAUUUAUGCGUUUCCUUUUCUUGCAGAUAUGAUUUGUGCUGUCAUGUGUUUUAGGUAUUAUUGACUUUUCAUUGCAUUCCUAUUUAAUUUUGUACUAGGUACAUAACAUAUUUUCAUAGUUUCAGUUUUUUCGCUAACAUUUAUUUUUCUUAUACAUGUUUGUACAAGAAAACCUCAUUUUCAGGGUACUUGAAACGAAGCUGAGGUUAUUUGCAACUGUCUAAUUUAGCUCGUCUUUGCAUUUUCCUAAAGCAAAUGACAUUCAGGUUUGUUGUGUAAAGACUUUAUAUACAUUUACUGUGUCCAGCUGGUUUUGAUGAUUUCAUAAACUGAAGCAGUUGUAUAUAAAAAGAACCACAAAUAAAAGAAAUUUGAAGACGCCGAAUGAAA
Molecule: messenger RNA, 3387 nt
Organism: Anguilla rostrata (American eel)
Lineage: Eukaryota; Metazoa; Chordata; Actinopteri; Anguilliformes; Anguillidae
Product: ras-GEF domain-containing family member 1B-A-like
Exons: 16
Coding region: 247-1842 (531 amino acids)
Biological process (GO): positive regulation of GTPase activity; Ras protein signal transduction
Cellular component (GO): plasma membrane
Molecular function (GO): guanyl-nucleotide exchange factor activity
Source: RefSeq, a predicted model, not a curated record